AUGGCUAUGGACCCAACCACCGAGCAGCAGCCCGACCCCAGCGCCGUGCAGGCCGACGCAAUUGGCUCGCGGGCCUGCUUCGUCGUGGAUGGCUGGGUCCAGGGCCUGCGCCGCUUGCCUGUGCUGGGCCUAGCGGCAGCAGUAGAGGUUGUGGUAGAGCCGUCCUGGCCUGUGCUGGCUGGUCGUGGGUACUUUCCCAGCGGGUGA
Molecule: messenger RNA, 207 nt
Organism: Clonostachys byssicola
Lineage: Eukaryota; Fungi; Ascomycota; Sordariomycetes; Hypocreales; Bionectriaceae
Source: the annotation of a GenBank genome assembly